Molecule: messenger RNA, 2337 nt
Organism: Choloepus didactylus (southern two-toed sloth)
Lineage: Eukaryota; Metazoa; Chordata; Mammalia; Pilosa; Megalonychidae
Gene: G6PC1
Product: glucose-6-phosphatase catalytic subunit 1
Exons: 5
Coding region: 189-1268 (359 amino acids)
Biological process (GO): glucose 6-phosphate metabolic process; gluconeogenesis
Cellular component (GO): membrane
Molecular function (GO): glucose-6-phosphatase activity
Source: RefSeq, a predicted model, not a curated record
UGCACCUUUGAUCAAUAGAUUUUAGACAAAAGUGGUUUUUGAGUCCAAAGAUCAGGGCUGGGUUGACCUGCAGACUGGAUACAGGGUGUAUAAAACAGGGGCAAGGCGCAGGCUGAUAGCAGAGCAAUCACCACCAAGCCUGAAACAACACAAGGGCUCAGUCUACGGCUUCCAGAGGUGCCAAGGGAAUGAGGAUGGAGGAAGGAAUGAAUGCUCUCCAUGAUUUUGGGAUCCAGUCAACGCGCUACCUUCAGGUGAAUUACAAGGACUCCCAGGACUGGUUCAUCUUGGUGACCAUCAUCGCAGACCUCAGGAAUGCCUUCUACAUCCUCUUUCCCAUCUGGUUCCAUCUUCGAGAAACUGUGGGCAUCAAACUUCUCUGGGUAGCUGUGAUUGGAGACUGGCUCAACCUCGUCUUUAAAUGGAUUCUCUUUGGACAGCGCCCAUACUGGUGGGUUCUAGACACCGACUACUACAGCAACACCUCCGUGCCGCUGAUAAAGCAGUUUCCGGUCACCUGUGAGACCGGGCCAGGGAGUCCUUCCGGCCAUGCCAUGGGUACAGCAGGAGUGUACUAUGUGAUGGUCACUUCCACCCUCUCUAUCUUUCGGGGGAAAAAGAAGCCAACCUACAGAUUUCGGUGCUUGAAUGUCAUUUUGUGGUUGGGAUUCUGGGCCGUGCAGCUGAACGUCUGUCUGUCCCGAAUCUACCUGGCUGCCCAUUUUCCCCAUCAGGUUGUUGCUGGAGUCCUGUCAGGCAUUGCUGUUGCUGAAACUUUCCGGCACAUUCAGAGCAUCUACAAUGCCAGUCUCAAGAAAUAUUUUCUCAUUACCUUCUUCCUGUUCAGCUUCGCUAUUGGAUUUUACCUGCUUCUAAAAGAGCUGGGUGUAGACCUCCUGUGGACUCUGGAGAAAGCCAAGAGGUGGUGUGAGCGGCCAGAAUGGGUCCACAUUGACACCACACCCUUUGCCAGCCUCCUCAAGAACCUGGGGACCCUCUUUGGCCUGGGGCUGGCUCUCAACUCCAGUAUGUACAGGGAGAGCUGCAAGGGCAAGCUCAGCAAGUGGCUCCCCUUCCGCCUCAGCUGCAUCGUGGCUUCCCUCAUCCUCCUCCAUCUCUUUGACUCCUUGAGACCUCCAUCCCAAAUCGAGCUGAUCUUCUAUGCCCUGUCUUUCUGCAAGAGCGCAGCCGUGCCCCUGGCAUCCGUCAGUCUCAUCCCCUACUGCCUCGCCCGGUUCCUGGGCCAGCCAGACAAGAAGUCUCUGUAAGGAUGUGGAGUCUUCAGUGUUUAAAGUAAAUGACUUGUGGCAGGGAUUGAGAGGGCUCAGCCCAUUUUGAGGCUGCAAAUGCUAGAGAGUCACCUCAGGAGAUCUACUUCUUUUGCAAUUCUAAUUCUGUUAGGUGAUGUUUUUUGAAAAGCUAGGGAGACUAUUUGAGAAUGCCUGGCUGUUAGAAUUUAGGUCAAUUCUGGAUUUUUCCCUGAAGACUUACUUGUUCGUCUUCUGUCAGAUAUAUAAAAGCAUGAUUUCCAGCUCGCAAUCUCAGACUGAGGAUCCCAACUGAAAAUUUUCUACCCGUACUCCUCCUGACCAAGAAAAGGAGAAAAGAGCUGUGGAUUUGAUAGGGAAAGAAGGAGGGAUUAAGGAGGAUUUUUAAGUAUCUUGCAUAUCAUGCAGAUUAUAUGCCAAGCAACAUCUAAAUGGUUUCAAUUUACAUUUGAAUUUUUAGGUAAGGCACUCUCAAUAAUGGAGAAACAACUUAAAGUGUAACUAAUAGGUGGUCAAUGGGGGCAAUUCUGCUUCUUACUCUUAUUUUUCUAUUAUACGUGCAUGGUCAUUGUAUUUGCCUGGGUUUCUAAAUGGCAGCAGUGACUUAGAUAUUGUACUAGGUCAGAACCUUCAGACAUAGGUGGCUUCUCCUCUACCACACCAGACCUCCCUUCUUAGCCUCUCUGCUUUCCCCCCAAAUUUCCCCUGGCUCCACACCCACUCUGCUGGAUCCUCUCAUUCCUAAAGGACAACUCAGAGAUGGUGCUUUUGAAUGUCUCAUUCAAGCUUUGAUAUCUUGGGCAAAAUGGCAAGGUCAGGAAACAGGAUUCCUUUCUCCAGAAGGUCACUCCAAUGUUACUUUUGAUUCCUGGCGGUUAAAUACGACUCCUUUCUAUGUAUCAAGCCAACCAAGAACACAUUUUAGAGGAAAGCCAACUCCUUGCUAUUCUUCAAUCGCAGCUGAUUUGCAGAAUAUGUCCUCAAAAAAAAAAAAAAGGUUGAAGCCUAUUUAUUUGAUAGUCCUUGUUUUUGCUACUAAUUACACAAUGUACUAUAAAUUAUAAUUCAU